AUGAAGAUUCAAGUACCCCAGCUGUUCGGCAAACGUGACGAGCAAGACAGGCUCGAUACAGGACCUCGGAAGAUACUUCGAAAUAUCGCGGGCUUGGGGCUGCAGCUCUUCAAGCCGUUCACCGUCUCGCCUUCUACGUACGAACUUGCGCCUAUCAACGCGAUCCCUGCGCCUAAGCCUCUGUCGCCCUCGUCCUCGAGACCUCCCCGUCGCGGUUUCUACUUCGCUGGAUCUGAAACAAGCUGUGCGGAUACGACUCCGCCCACAACCCCCGAGCCAGUCUUCCUGCUCCCUGACGCCCUUAGUCUCUCAAGGCCCAUGGACUCACCCUGUCAUGCUUCCAUGAUCGUACAUGCUGAUCCAUCCACUCCCAGGUUCGACGAUGGCGAUGAUGAUAGCUUGGUGCAGAUGGCUGGUGUAUCGACGAUGCGCGGAGGCCAGGUUGAGUCUGGCAAAUCAGAGCAAGAGUUUUCAUCGAUUUGUGCUGAGGCUGACAUCGAUGACGACGUAUCAGACGUAUGGCUCGACGACAGUAAAGUGGAGUACCGUAUCCUUGACAAAAUCGGCGAUGGCUCCUACGGACGGGUAUUUGCUGCCGAAGCCACUCCUUGGGACCUCGGCAUGCCCUUCCCCAAACAGGUCGCCAUCAAGGCGUUAUCGAAGGAAGCUAUGAUAUCCGACGGAGGCGAGUUCUAUGAUGCGUUGACUGAGCGAUUGAAUCUGGCGAGCUGUAACGAUGGCGGCGACCCUUCUAUCACGACGCUUCUGUCGUCUUUCCAGGACGAGCAGAAUGUCUACCUGGUCAUGAGGCUUUAUGUGACGGAUCUUGAAACACUCCUUGAAACUCGUUCCGAACCGUUGCCUUGGGAAGUCAUAUGCAUUUAUGUCUCUGAGCUUGUCCGUGGUGUCAUAAAUCUGCGUAUCCAGAACAUCAUACAUAGAGAUCUCAAACCGGCCAACAUCUUUGUCACUCCUCGCGGUCACUUGUCUAUUGGCGAUUUUGGUCUAGCUCAUCAAUCAUUUCCUGAUGAGGUGUUACUAAGCGAAGAGUAUCUCGGGACGCUGCACUACCUCGCUCCUGAAGUGUGUUACGCCGAACAUGGAGACGGACGGUGUUACGACGACAAGGUGGAUAGCUGGGCGCUCGGUUUGAUAUUAGCGGAGAUAGCACUUGGGCUAAAAGAGCCCCUCUUUGGUGGAAACACCCUGGACGAGCUAGCAGCACAGAUCCGCGGGGCUAAGAUGAAAAGGUUGCUCAGGGGCAUUAAGAACAGGGACCUUCUGGCUUACUGGUGCUCACAGCUUCUGAUCAAAGAGCCCAAGCAUCGACUUGACAUCGUCGAUGUCAUCAACGAAAGACUCUUUAAGAGGAAAAGCUUCCCCUGGCAAUCUCCUACCAAGUUGAACGUGCCUGCAAAUCUGGUGCCAUCAGUAAAAGUCCUGAACGUCAACCGUGAUCUUACGCCUCCACCUCUCGACUCUCGCGCACGCAAAGACCCUCUAGCCUCGAAUGCCAACUGGGAAGAGUUCAACUGGUACUGUGACCCGAAGCAUCUCGUCGAUAAAAGACACGUCUUCCGCGUCACCAACAACAGAACGCUUCGAAGAGCUUCUCGUUCAGUGGUCGAUUGA
Stereum hirsutum FP-91666 SS1 is the source of this 1632-nucleotide messenger RNA. RefSeq names its product kinase-like protein. The transcript is spliced from 8 exons. NCBI's taxonomy places the organism in Eukaryota, Fungi, Basidiomycota, Agaricomycetes, Russulales, Stereaceae. Bases 1 to 1632 code for a protein of 543 amino acids. Gene Ontology annotation, biological process: intracellular signal transduction; peptidyl-serine phosphorylation. The record is from RefSeq and is a predicted model, not a curated record. Gene Ontology annotation, molecular function: ATP binding; protein serine/threonine kinase activity.